Porites evermanni is the source of this 21836-nucleotide messenger RNA. NCBI's taxonomy places the organism in Eukaryota, Metazoa, Cnidaria, Anthozoa, Scleractinia, Poritidae. The record is from the annotation of a GenBank genome assembly.
AUGAAGAAGAUAACAAGUAAAUUUCAUCUGGGAGCACUAACCAUAGUAAUUCAGUUGUCGGGUGAUUUUUUCAGGCGUAGCAUUACAACUUGAAAAAGCUGGCCCAACGUUUUAAAGUUUCAAUCCAUGUUCAUCCUUGCCACAGACCUGCCAACUCUCACGAUUCUACCGUGAGUCUCACGAUUUUUUAACGUUUCUUAUGGCCUUUCGACAGGCCUCCCGAUCCCACGGUUUUUGGUGGAAUAUCAUUUUGAAAUGAAAAUUUACCUUGCUGAAUAAAAAUGGAAAUUUAAUGGGGCCUGUUUAAGCCUUGAUGGCACUUUGUCUGACUAACACUUUGGCGAUGAAGUUGCUUAUCCGGAAUCGAACGACCCCUUGCUUUAAGUUUCGUCCCAGUUAUCCCCUCAUCCCUGUCCUUAAAGUCAUUAAAGAAAAAAAAACGCGGCAUCUUGUUACGAGAGUGACGAUAUUUAAAUAAACAGUUAAUUCACCCGCGGCCCAAUGGAAAAAAGUUUCGUUUAAUUUGGAACGGGAGAAAAUUGGAUCUCACUACUUUUUGUAGAAUCUCCAGAUUUUUUUUCUUGGGUCUCUAGAUUUUCCGUUAUCAUCGGUUGGCAAGUCUGUUGCCAUCCGUUGCAACAGACGGCAUAGGAAAUAAUUUCAAUAAAAUUAUAUUGCCUAAAUAUAGUUUUAAAUAACAAAACUGGUCCAUUAUGUUCGGAAUUCAAUUGACGCGGACAAAACUUUUAGCUUUAUAGAAAGAUAUUAACGGGGGGGGGGGGGGGUACUCCCUUAUACAAGCCAUAUAGGCCAUUUUGGUCUGGAAUUGGAUAUGGCUUUCGAGGAAACUACAGGAGUUUACGAACGUAUUUAUGAGUAAGAGUAAGAGAGAAAGAAAUACGCGAACUCGAAAUAAAUUUUAAGAAAUAUUUUAAUAUGUUGCUGCUCUUAUUCAUAUAAGUAAUGAUGACAUCAUUUCUUAGAGGCCAGGUCUGAAAACGGGCUGAAAAUGACAUUUUUUGGUCUGAGAAUGUCUGAAAUAGGGUCAGGAUUUGGAGAACCGGGCGGCACACCCCCACCAGAAAUUCCCGGGAAUACCCCCGGCCCCGGGGAUAAUAAAUAGGGUGAUGUAGCCCCUUUCAAGUCUCAGAUACUUCUAAUCUUGUUCUUACAUGGUGGUGAAAAUUCAAGACGUAUUUGUACUGGUAUGUUUAAUUUUUUGUAGGUGUGAGAGCUCUAAAGUUCCUACAGGAUCCUCCAUCAAUCCAGACAUCUUAUGUUGGUUGGACUAUUGACUUCAACUGCACAACAGAUGACCCAAAUGCCAGAGUGUCACUUCUACAGUCUAAAUAUCAUGGGUAUCCUUAUAGUGUUUUACAGGUCUCACCAAACAAACUUCUUUUGAGGAAACAGGUGUUCACCAUAGUAAAUCUUAUUCUUUCGGAUGGAGGAUACUAUAAAUGCAAGGCAACGGACCAGUCAGGUCAAACUAUUGAAUGGCCAAAAAAUUCUGCACUGUUGUCUGUACAAACAGGUCUGUGAGAAGGUUCUAAGUAAUGACACUCUAUCCACUGUAUAAUUAUAGGGUGAAAGGUAUUUUUUUUCAAUAACCAAACGAUCCCUUUUUGGAUUUGUUAUAUUUCAAUGCUUUUGAAGGUGUUACUCAUCACUGUUAAUCAAUAGUGAACACAAAACUUUGACACCCUUUCAAACCCCAUGGCACUUUCCGCUCCGGACUGUUCAGGAGAUGAAGAUGAUUUUUUUUAACCCAGAAGUUACUGUCAUGUAACUUCUCCUUACAAUGUCAGUACAUUGCUCAGCAGACAUGUGAUGAGAAUGUAUAAGCCAAAGGAGUUUAGUUUUCUUAUAACCCCAAAUUCUCAAUACCAAGGAAAUGUAUAGCAGCCAGAAAGGAGAAUUGUCAAUCUGAUCUUGGGAGUUAAAGAGUUAACAAUCAAGACCUUUUUUAAAUUUUAGAUCAUUUAUCUAUGACUUAUGCCAUUUCCUCUUUUUGUUUAAUUGAGCAGUAUUACUAUAAGGAGAAAUAAAUUGUUUCUUACUCAUAAGGUUUAAAGACCCCCUCCCCCCGCCCCACAACCCUGUAGAGCCAACAGGCUCCUAAUAAUGUGAGCACCAAACAUGAGCACCCGUUUUGAACCUGUAUCUUGAACGUUUCUGCAGGUAAAGAGCCAACGCUUGAGUUCAAACCAAACAAACAACCAAUCUAUGUGCUGCAAGGGCAGAGUGGAGAAGUCACAUGUGAAGCUGAAUACCCUUCAGUUUCUAAGCUAAAGUGGGAAAAGCAACAGAAUGAUAAAUCAUAUGCAGCCGUCCCCAACAGCCAAGUUAACAUCACUGAAGAUGCAAACUAUGUGAGAGCAACCCUAAAGAUUACAAAUGCCCAGUUCGCGGACACUGGUACAUACAAAUGCACAGUUCAAUAUCCACCAAAUAAAUCAGAUUAUAAGGUGACAACGAUAACCGUCCUGGGUAGGUUAGCUCUAUUGUAUUCCAUUGUAAGGUUACAAUUAAUCGCAUUUUACCUACAACACAGUCAGUGUUACAUCAACAGUACACCGUUCAUAUGACUACAGUGGAACCUGGUUAAUACGGACGUCAACAGUCAUGUCAUGGUGUCCGUAUUAUCCGAGUGUCUGUCAUGCGGACACAUGAUUUAGGAAUCAAAAUACGAUUCAUUUCAUAUAUUCCAAUUCGUGCCAUUUCCAUCACCGAGCAUAUUACAAACUCACAAUGGCCUGCUUUCCAGUUGGCUUGAUUAGCUUAAUGGAUAAAGCGUUGCGUCUAGUCCUAUUAAAGGUCAGGGUUCCAUCCUUGAUUCUCGGCCCGAAAAAAUCCAGGUUCUUUUUCAACCACUUUUAGGAUUUUAAUUCAAUUGUGAAUAUCAUGCAUACGAACAAGAAGUGAUUUUGAGAAGCAUUUCACUAUAAAAAAUUGCGAUAAAACAUUUCUUAAAAUCAUUUUAAGAUUAAAAAAAAAUGCUAAAAAGCGACGACGUUUCGACGUUAGCUGAACGUCAUUAACAAGUCAAAAUAAGUUAGUGAUUUUAACUUAACUUAACUUAUAACUUAUUUUGACUUGAUAAUGACGUUCAGCUAACGUCGAAAAGUCGUCGCUUUUUAGCAAUUUUUUUAAUCUUAAAAUGAUUUUAAGAAAUGUUUUAUCGCAAUUUUUUAUAGUGAAAUAUCAUGCAUGUUCACUUUUAUUAGGACGUGAUUGUGACAAGGAAAAUUGACGGUGCGCAGGUAACUAGAGUUGAACAAUGAGAGGUUCUCGCUUGUAUACACCAAAUUUCCGAAAAAAAAAAAGCUAAUAAUAACACCUUUUUUUACUUCCUUGCAAAUUAUCAAUUUUCUUCAAAAGUGCUUCGUUUUGUGUCGAUAACCGCCAAACAUCCAGAUUGUCCAGUUUUUACUGUAUUCCUAACCAUAAAAAUUUCAUCUCAAAAUAUAUCGAAAACGCUCUCAUAGAUAUCGCUUAAACUUCACGAACAACGAGGCAGCUAUUGGAGAAUAAAGCUCCCGCGAACGAUUUUGGAAGAAAAGUUCCCAGUGCCGAGUCAUUUCGUUGUUAAGACAACUCCGAUGUCAUGGUAACCCUGAUCAGAACAAAUUUGUAUCCUCAUUUAAUACAGCUGUGGUGGUAAUUUUUCCAGAUCUUUGUUAACGUCGAAGUUUAAGUUUAUGCUCAAAGUUAAGAGGUAAUGACCCUUAAAGGGACAGGUUCACGGUUCAGCGCAUGCUCAUUAAUUAAAUUACUUUUUUUCUAAUCUAUUAUUAAUUCUAUCGGUUAAUAAUCCCACUCACAUGUAUAUCAGCGAUCUCAGAGUGUUUUCAAAGUAGAAGUGUGUUUCACAGUAACCUAAAGUAGGAUGGAGGAGUACUAAAAUUGCGGAAAAAAUUAUUGGAUUAUGCCAACACUACCAACAUUGAAUUUAUUGUUGACCCGAAGGUUUUAUUCCGUGGUUGAUUGAUUUACAGCUACUUGCAAAUAUUUAAGUUGACCAAGUGCAAGUGACUGCGGCCAGGUGAGUGUGCAGAUUGGUUCUUUGACCACAUUAUGACGUGAUCAUAUUGCUUGCAUAGACGAUACAGCAUGUCCCGGCAGAAAAGCAGCAUUUUGAUUAAUGAGCAUGCGCUGAACCGUGAACCUGUCCCUUUAAAACCCAUAUCAAGCCACCUGAAUGCAGCUCUAUACACAGUGUGCGUUCUCACUUGAUACAUUUGUGAUCCCCCGCAUGAUUUUGAUGCACUAGAGAUAGCACGCUCACAACACGCUUUAACUUUAAAACCGAAAAUCAUUUGCUUUAACAAGAAUUAGCACACAAAAGCCAUCUUGCAAUUACCUCAACGGAGACGUAAUUGACCACAAAAUACUGUGAAACUUGAAUUAAGUGGACAGUAUCUGUGGGCUUCAGAGUUUUCCCUCUCAUUUUCUCUACAGCAAACAUGUAUUUAGCGGUAACAGACACCAGCGAAGGUACCGUGGGUGUCUCGGUUUUAGUGCAUGGCAGUUAUCAUAUUCUUCGGUUUGUUCUUUUCAUUUCUCGUAAAUAAUCAUCACUAAUACACCCUUUUCAUAUCGGGCCUUUUAUUCAGAAGGGGGAUGUUGCUGGUACGAAAAAUGUAUAAAUUUUCAAUGUUAAAUCUGUUUCAUUCUUGCAUGUAGCCCCUUUAGCACCUACGAUACUCUCUAAUACAAGACAAGUAACAAUACGUGAGGGAUCUACGAAAGCCAUUAAGUGUAAAGCAAGAGGGCAUCUUAAGCCAACGGUCAAGUGGUACAGAGAUGGUGAGAAACUGAAUGUCACGAACUGUCAUACAAACCCUCAGAGUUGUGAUAAAGUUAACUAUGAGGUUUAUGAAGAAGGAGAUGGUUCUUCUGGACUUCAUACUAUUGACGCAGUUCAAGUUCUCAAAAUAAGAAGUGCACUAUAUCCAAGAGAUGUUGGUGAUUUUAAAUGUGUUGCAUCAAAUGGAGUUUCACCAGAUGAUGAGUUAAUUGUCAGCUUGGAUGUUCAAGGUAUUUAAGCAGAGGAAUAACUUUGUAGCGAAGCCCGGCACUCGCGCUCUUGCGUAACCCCGUAACUAAGAUUAUUUGGUUAAUAUCUAGUAUCCUUUCAAUAAAUUUUGGUAGUCACGUUACCGCCCGUCCGUCCGUCUGUCUGCACCUUGGGGAAACCUAUGUGAAAUCUCACUCUUUCUAGCUUGUGUGGGAGCCUGGAACCGAUUUUGCACAUCCAUGUUGUGGUCAACUGACAGCUCACGGCAAAACAGGGUAUUCGCUGUCCGGUAUCAUAUGACCAUACUGUGAGCUCAGAUUUCGUCGACCCAUCGAGGCUACGUGUUUUUUUUCUCUUUUCCGCUGACAGGUUAAUGUUUUCAACUGAUCGCAGGCUCAAUUCUAAGUGGAUUUAUUUCCAAAGGUUACACAUUUAUUGUUUGCCAUAAGCCUUGGCCAGGAGCCUGCCUUGGCUUAAUCUAUAUUAUGAUUUUGUGAAACGAAUUUAUAUAAAUCCAUUCCAAAGUGACUUGAAGACGAAAACCAUAUAGAACCAAAAUGUCAGUAUACAACUCCUGUAAUCAGUUUAAACGCAUAGACAAUUUUGAUGCACAACACGUUCUGAGUACCUGUAACAGCUUUUCCAUCCUUUAUGGAUGACUUCCAGGUGAGAAGGUCUUUAAAAAAAAUCCUGAAAAAUUAUACAAGCACAGGAAUUUACAGUUAAAAUUCUAGAAACUUAUUUUCAGCAUGACUGUUUUAUUACAAGAUGCGUAAAAUGUCUGUAUCCUUGCGCUUAUGUUUAAACCCUGUAACAUUGUAUAUGGACCUUUCAUUUCUUUGCUAACCCUGCAAUGUAAUCGAUUUUAUUAUUUACGUACAGUUUCACCCACAAUUGAGAAUAGGGGAUCAGAAGUAUCCAUAGAAGAAGGCAAAGAAGCCACUAUAUCUUGUCGAGUGACCAAGAGCAACCCACUGCCAACAUUCACUUGGCAGUAUGCGGUCAUAACGUCCCUAAAGGAAGAUCGGUGGGAAACUGUUCCUGGUCGGCUGAUACUUACCAACAGCUCAACACCGUCAAAUGAAAGCAUUGUGAAAGUUGAAAAAGACCAACGAGAUGCAGAAUACCGUUGUGAAGCACGCAACUCCUUGGGAAGUGAUUUUUAUAUCUUUAGAUUGGCCAGACUUGGUAAGAAUAUCCCUCAGAAAGUAUUUACUUUUAUUGUCUAAUAGCUUGCAAGCAAGAUCCUCUCAGGGGGCGGAAGAGUCGUGAACUCUUUUUGUAUUUGAAGCCAAUCUAUAAAAAACUAUUAAAUUUAGUUUUAAGCUUAUUUAUGAACAUGUUAGCUGAAUAAAGUAACGCAAGACUUAAUUUGCAUUUUGAAAACAAAAAACUUUUCCUCCGGUUUCAUCGAUAAAUUCAAGUCAAACAGACAAAUAUUUAACUGUAAAAGGCUUCCAAAACGAAUUUUGUUACCUUACUCGUGUUUUUCGGGAACAGCUUGUUUCAUUUUUUGUGAAAUUUCUUUGUUUGCUACGACAGCAAACCGGCGAGCCAUUUUGCUUGUAACUUACCCGAGUUUGACGUCGCUCGCUCGGAAGAUCUGGAGGUGAAUCAGUGAGUAGCACUUGUUAGUAUUCACCAAAUCAGUGGAUAGCGAUCUUCGCGCGUUCUGAUUGGCUCCCGUACUCGGAUUAUCCUUGAAUAUUCACUGUUUUGGGACGGGAUUUAAAAUGGCUUUUCGUUUCGCGACAGUUUCGAAAUAUGAAAUCUUAGCAGUAAAUGAAUCAGCUGCUCCAACAAAUACCAAGAAAGAGACAAAAUUUGGUUUGUCGGCGUUUUCUGGUCUGUAGAAAAAAAAAUUUCCUCCUGAAUUUGCAACAAAAUCAUAAAAAAUCCCCGAAACUGUGUCAAUUGCAACGUAAAUAAACUCUAACUGAGUGACGUCUUUUAUUAAUUACAAAAAGUCCCUUUUUUAUCUUUAUCCAACUGAUUUGGUAAAUGCUAAAACAAUUAUCCCCCUCAGGGUCGGUUUAUAGAGCUAGAUAUAUACCUCGACGCUUUGCCUCUCGGUAUCUCCACUAUUCACCUCUCCUUCGGGCGAUAGUUGUAUAAUAUCCCGAAUUUGAGUAGCCAAUCAGAGCGCGCGGAAAACACUCUCCUAGCUCCCCACCUCAAAGAGGCAUUUUGCAGGAGAGACGUCUGCGCCUUUGAUAACGACAUAAAUUCUAUACUAAGAAGACGCAAAGUCUGUCCGGAAUCUGUCCAGGAGCUCUGCUUGAUUGACCUAGUAAUUAUUCGUGCAGGAUUUAUUUUCUUCUUUGGAACAAGUAUUUCAGUUUUGCUGCAACCGUUUGACACAAUAACUCUGGGUCAAGACCUUACCAUUAUAGACCGAGAAAAACAAACUCCAACAAAUUUACGUUUGGAAAUCAAUGAUUACUAGAUUAAUUAUGGAAACAUUGAUCUUUUGAUUCACCUAAAAUGUCUUGAAGCAGUCAUUAGAUCAGGAGUAACUCAAAGCCCUAUCCAUGCACAGCAUUCAUAGUAAUUAUUACAAUGAUUGACUCUUUUUAUUUGUUUUCAUCAACAGCAAAGAAACUCAUAAUUGACACUGUUAAAACUCUGACUGAGGUGAACGAAAAGUUUACCUUACACGUCUAUUGCAUCGUCACUGACCUGAGUUAUGGGUUGCUCGAUAUUGUUUUCUCAAAAGAUGGGGAAAAAAUCCAACUGAGUGAUCCGCGUGUCAAUGUCACAUUUGAACAGCUACUGACAAAUAAAAAGCAAUUCCAUCUCACAUUAAAAAAUGUGUCACGAAAUGAUACAGGACACUAUGGAUGCACGACCGCUAAGUCAUUUCCAACGCUUCUUAGCAGCAUAAAUAUUACAGUGAAAGGUGAGUGGGCUAUUUUAACAUUGAUUAGACAUCACUAGGAAAAACGUGUGGGGACUCCUGUUGUAAAUACUGUUUUUAUAGUGGUUAAAUCUUCUGCCAUUGGUUGGGUGCAAUUAGAGACCUUUAGAUUCUAAGACGAGUACGACUAGGAGUACGAGAUUUUUUCAGUACUUUUGUACUAAGUAGUACUCGCGCGUGAACCAACGUAAUUUUGGCGGGAAAACUUGGUAGCCGUCGUCACUCUACUACGAGUCUUAGCGAGAUUGUCGAUGUGGGGAAAACAAGUUAUCAAAUGUUAGAAGUUUUAUCAUUUUGCUAUCGGGAGAGGGCGUAACCUCCUUCACUAAAGGUAACAGUGCUAACUUGUCUCCUGAAAAAUAGUAAAAUGAAGCUUUCCGGGGAGUCUAUAUUUUGACAAUACGCGAAAAAACUUCAAGUCAAAUCUCGUACUCGUAGUCUUUCUCGUCCUUAAAUGUAAAGGUCUCUAAUAUUAUUCAUAACUCCUGCAGAAUUUACAGAAAGUCAAAUAAAGUGCCAAAAAGGUGUAUUAUGCAGCCAAUUAUUCGUUUCUGUACAGACUCGACUUUAUGGCUGUGAGAGGUAGCCUGAUCCUCCAUUAAGUUUCUCGAAGCAUGUCUGGGUUUUAGCUCCGCGGCGAUAUUCUACUGUACAUGUGACGUGAUACUAUCGUACCUUCAAUAGCCAGUGCUCCAGAACACCAGUUGUUGAACGGUGGUUUGUAUGACUUAAAACUCUUUGCUAUAGGUGGAAGCGCUCCAGAUAGUAUAGUGUGGCGGUGUCACUUCAUUAGUCAGUUAGCUUACAUGUUUCUUUCUGGGUCUGGACCAAGCUCCUAGACCAGCGGGACUACCAUCGGCAAAGUUGGUGUACUUCUCAGAGAUCAACGUAUCCAUUUGACAGUCUUGGUGGAUUAAGUGCAGUUUCAGGGCCCGGCUCCUGAAUGAGCUGAUUGGCGCCAAUCCAGAAAUUUGAAUAUCAUUCCGUUUUUGUAUUUUACCUUCCUAUUUAUUGCUUAAGAAGAGUUACAUUUCGUGUUAUCAUUACUGUUUCUGGGCGUAAAAGCUCAACAGUAUUUUGUUAGCUCGAGUAGAAUGUUCUUAGACAAGAAAACCUUGCUUGCAAAAAUUUGGCUUAACCCUAGGUUAAACUUAAUAAUCUUUCGAGGAAUCGGGCCCGGGUGUUCAAAAUUGCGGCAGAUUGAAUAGACUGCAAAACAGCCAGUUUUUUUCUCAAAAUCAGUAAAGAAAUCGCCCCAGUCUCGCUCUCUGUUUUCAGCCUCGUUCCAGAGCUUUUGUUUGACUGCUCGCGCGUACUUGAAUACGAAAAAAUACGGACUGUUUUGCAGUCUACAGAUUAAAGCAAGUUUANAAAUGAUACAGGACACUAUGGAUGCACGACCGCUAAGUCAUUUCCAACGCUUCUUAGCAGCAUAAAUAUUACAGUGAAAGGUGAGUGGGCUAUUUUAACAUUGAUUAGACAUCACUAGGAAAAACGUGUGGGGACUCCUGUUGUAAAUACUGUUUUUAUAGCGGCUAGAUCUUCUGCCAUUGGUUGGGUGCAAUUAGAGACCUUUAGAUUCUAGACGAGUACGACUAGGAGUACGAGAUUUUUUCAGUACUUUUGUACUAAGUAGUACUCGCGCGUGAACCAACGUAAUUUUGGCGGGAAAACUUGGUAGCCGUCGUCACUCUACUACGAGUCUUAGCGAGAUUGUCGAUGUGGGGAAAACAAGUUAUCAAAUAUUAGAAGUUUUAUCAUUUUGCUAUCGGGAGAGGGCGUAACCUCCUUCACUAAAGGUAACAGUGCUAACUUGUCUCCUGAAAAAUAGUAAAAUGAAGCUUUCCGGGGAGUCUAUAUUUUGACAAUACGCGAAAAAACUUCAAGUCAAAUCUCGUACUCGUAGCCUUUCUCGUCCUUAAAUGUAAAGGUCUCUAAUAUUAUUCAUAACUCCUGCAGAAUUUACAGAAAGUCAAAUAAAGUGCCAGAAAGGUGUAUUAUGCAGCCAAUUAUUCGUUUCUGUACAGACUCGACUUUAUGGCUGUGAGAGGUAGCCUGAUCCUCCAUUAAGUUUCUCGAAGCAUGUCUGGGUUUUAGCUCCGCGGCGAUAUUCUACUGUACAUGUGACGUGAUACUAUCGUACCUCCAUUAGCCAGUGCUCCAGAACACCAGUUGUUGAACGGUGGUUUGUAUGACUUAAAACUCUUUGCUACAGGUGGAAGCGCUCCAGAUAGUAUAGUGUGGCGGUGUCACUUCAUUAGUCGGUUAGCUUACAUGUUUCUUUCUGGGUCUGGACAUAGCACCUAGACCAGCGGGACUACCAUCGGCAAAAUUGGUGUACUUCUCAGAGAUCAACGUAUCCAUUUGACAGUCUUGGUGGAUUAAGUGCAGUUUCAGGGCCCGGUUCCUGAAUGAGCUGAUUGGCGCCAAUCCAGAUAUUUGAAUAUCAUUCCGUUUUUGUAUUUUACCUUCCUAUUUAUUGCUUAAGAAGAGUUUCAUUUCGUGUUAUCAUUACUGUUUCUGGGAGUAAAAGCUCAACAGUAUUUUGUUAGCUCGAGUAGAAUGUUCUUAGACAAGAAAACCUUGCUUGUAAAAAUUUGGCUUAACCCUAGGUUAAACUUAAUAAUCUUUCGAGGAAUCGGGCCCGGGUGUUCAAAAUUGCGGCAGAUUGAAUAGACUGCAAAACAGCCAGUUUUUUUCUCAAAAUCAGUAAAGAAAUCGCCCCAGUCUCGCUGUCUGUUUUCAGCCUCGUUCCAGAGCUUUUGUUUGACUGCUCGCGCGUACUUGAAUACGAAAAAAUAGGGGCUGUUUUGCAGUCUACAGAUUAAAGCAAGUUUAUUGCUUUCAAUAUUGUCUCAGCUUGUAUGAAGGUGUGACUUGAAUCAUCUAUAUUGGUUAUGAGGUGAUUUAUUUAGGUUUCUGGCAAACUGCCCACCUACCCCUCCCCUAAGCAAACAUUAGCGCUUACUUCUCACUGAGGGCAAAAUGAUAGCUUAGGGAAGGGGUAGGUGGGCAGCCUCCAGAAACCUAAAUUGAUCCAUCUUGUCAAAGUCCAUACAAACAGUCCAGACAGGUUUUUCACCAAGUUUUAGUGUUCAAUGUAAAAGUACGAAUUCAUGGCACUAUGGGCAGAAGCAUUGGAAAUACCGUAAAAUUCCGAAAAAAAGCCCCUCCAUGUAUAAGCCUGUCCAAAUAUAAGCCCCCCCCCGCCCCCCCAUCUCAUAACGCAAAAAACCCGCCGUUAAAUCGCCCCUCUAAAUAUAAGCCCCCUGGGGGCUCUUCUUAUAAUUGCCCUCAAUUACAAAGUAAAAAAAAUCAAAAACGAUAGAUUUUCUUUCCAACUAUAAGGCAACCCCAAUCGAUUUUGAAACCCAAAUUUCCCCCCGAAUAUAAGCCCCUCCAAAAAUGAGUCUCUCAAAAAGGGCCUCUGAAAAAUUUAAGCCCGGGGGCUUAUUUUCGGAAUGUUAUGGUACUUUCAAUGAAUAUCCUGAACGUGCUGCUUCCCUUAACUAUGCUGGGUGGAUGUGUGUGGUAUACUACAGGGAGUUCCAAUGUGGUCAGUCGGCUAGCCUUAACUGAUUAGAGUGAAUACUACUGGGGCUCACUGGGGCUGGCAAACAAUGAGCGCCCAUUCCAGAUCAAGCUGUUCAUACCUGUUACUUAUUUGUUGAUUCAUCUUUUGCCAACCUCGUUCCCAGGGCUUUUCAAUGGGAAAAGCCCUGGGAACGAGGUUGAUCUUUUGCCCCAUAAGAGCCCCUGCCAAGGAGUCGUAGGAGCUUGUGAUCAAGCUUUGGGGGUACGUAGGGGAUGGAGAGGAAAGGUUGCAACGGAGUCUCAGUAGGUGAAUUCUGCCUCCAGUGCUUUAAUUUCCACGCCCAUCCUCAAAGAGCCAUUUCCCCGGUCAGAAAUACAUUUAAAAUCGCUAUUUUAAUUUAAAAGAUUAUGUAUUUUUGCCUUCACAGCUCUAAAAGCACCAAAAAUUUUUGAUAUACCUGACGUGACAGUUGUUCAAAAAACACAAGGUGUUAACGCGGAGUUGCAUUGUGAUGUUACUGGUAACCCAAAACCCUCCAUCACGUGGUACUUCUCUAAGAAUGGAAAAAUAAAAGAAAUAAACAGGGAGAAAGAUGACCUGGACGGCGAUAAGGAUCUAAUGUUUUAAAUUUUUAUUUUCUUAUAUACAAUUAUUAUUAUAAUAGAAAUAGAUUUUUAAUAAAAAUCGCUCAGAGAGGCGGCACGGGAGAGUUGGAGAUGAGAGGGGGGAGGGGGAGGGGGGGGGGGGGGGGGGAGUCAAAGGUAUAUGUUGCGGCUCAAUUUUAUCCUUGGUUUAAUAAAUUUUAUAAUUUUUCUUUUUUGGGGAGGUAUGGUAAUAUAUGAUUAUGAGUUUGAAACAAAAAAAGGAUACAGUGAAACCUCUAUUGAGCGGACCCCCAAUCUAAGCUAAUUAAGUGGACACCCUCUAUUCAGCGGACACUUAGCCGGGCCCCGAAAUUAGCGUCUUAUAUUUCCCUUUAUAACGAACCCGUAUUCAGUGGACACCUCUAUCAAGCGGACGCGGACACUAAAAUAUAUUGUAUUUGGCUAAUUUCUAUCGUUAAUUACCUCUAUUAAGCGGACACCGGACCGAAUUCAUUGACAAUAGUAGUAUUAGAUUACGUCCUUGAAAUAUGUAAUAAAGAUAAAUCAUUACAUUUAGCUGUCAAUAAAAUGUAGAUUAGGCCUUAAGUCUUGCACAAAGUAUAACACAGCUUCCUUGCCUUCCUUAACAACAUGGAACUUUAUCACAGUACAGAGUAACCGUUGAAGGUUAAUCGUUAACAAACAUUUAUGCAAUUUUUACAAACCUCUAGUAAGCGGACACCCUCUAUUAAGCGGACACUUGGAAAGGUCCCAAAGGUGUCCGCUUAAUAGAGGUUUCACUGUAAUAAAAUUUAAAUCUUAAGGAUAAAAUUGAACCACAACAUAUACAUCAAUACAAAUAAUCAUCUUUGCAUAAACUGGUUUUGUAUAUAUACAGACUGUAACACCAGAUAGUCUGCUAUACCGCCGUUUUUAGAGUCGUCACGCAAUGCUCCUCCCCACGUUGCGUGACGACACUAAAAACGGCUGUGUAGCAGACUAUAACACUAGGCGGUUGGAUAAAAGUGAAAAAAAUAUUGUAAAUAAUUAUAAAAGUCGUCAAUUGGAAAGAGCUUUGUUUACAUUUUAUCUAAGAAUGUUUAUAUUUUAGUGCUAAUUCAGUAAGAGCCACUGACAAGCCAAGUUAAAGUUGGUAUUAAGGUUUCUUCAUUAUAGAGUCAUAAAAUUUGUUCUUUCUUAACUUUCGAUAAACAAGACACUAUUUUGACUCCCAUCAACAAAAAAAUAGCCACGGAUUAUUGCCAUCAAAACGUGCGAACACUGCUAUUCAAUGAAUUGGUAAAUAAUCAUUAUUAUUGCUGUUUGAAAUGCGACAGCAUGUUUGAAAUACUAAUCAUUUUCAGCAUCAUUCUGAUGAUUCGUCUUAUUUUGUCAGUGGCACCAGUCAUAAAUGAACCUGAGGUAGGCUACGCACAUCUUUCACUCAAGAUUGGUGAACCACUGAACAUAAGCUGUGUGGCGAUAGGGAAUCCUGCUCCCAGUGUCACGUGGUUAAAGAAUAGCACAGGAAAGGCAGUCUCACCAACUUCAACCAACUCCCAGCGAUUGAUCAUUAAAUCAAUGAAAGACAAGGAUUUUGGACUCUAUAGUUGCAUUGCCAGUAAUAAUCUGAGCCAUACGAUGGCUUCCGUUGACAUCAAGAAAAGUACGUUCAUUUCACAUUUUGGUGCAUACAUAGUUUGAUUGCAGAGGUGAAGUUUCUGUGAAAUAUGUUUCAUGAGCACCUGACUUUGCUAGCGGUUAUUUCCUUCACUUCUUUUGUUUAAAGAAAAUUUAAAAAAUUAGAGGGAAAUUGUUUUUUUCUUAUUUUCAUAAAAAAAGUUAUUGCCUUGUAGCCGUUGAUCGGUUUUUAAAAAGGGAUUUAGGAUUAAUUAACUGCCCACGUACCCCUCCCCUAAGCCAACAUUUUGCUUUAAGUGAGAAGUAAGUGUUAAUGUUAGCUGAGGGGAGGGGGUAGGUGGGCAGUUUCCCAGAAACCUAAAUUGAUCCUUAAUUUAAACCCUUUUUUCUCCAGGUGUGCCAACCGCCCUCUUCCCCUACCCCUCCCCCUCCCCGGCAAAAGCUUGGAUUUUUAACUUUAAUUCAGUUUUAUUAAACAGCAGUUCAAGGCCUCAUUCAAUUUUCAAUUUAGACUUAGUAGGUACAAACAAAUUGAAUUAAUCGAUGGCAUCAAUGCAAGCAAUUAAAUCAAUGAUUUUAAAAUAGGUAAUCGUUAAUUUUGUACUCACUAGUCUCAUAACUAAGACGAUAACUGCAACUUCCAGAAAGUAAUUAAAAGUAGUACCAUAUUGCCAAAUAGAUUCUUGUGCUAAAAAUAUCUUUAAUAAGGCACGCGACAAUUAGUGACUCCGAUCAUCAUUCAAAAAUAUUAAACUUAUACCCAGAAAGUCGAUCCUUAAGUUAUUUUGUGCUAUAUUGAAAGCUUAAGAAAUUAGACUAGCCCCCCGUCCCCGCUGUUUUUUGAGGAAUUAGAUAGAAGACCCAUGCCUUAAUUUUCUUGAGUUCCACUCAAAUAUCGAGGAGAGUGCGACAGCCGCCAUUGUUAUGGAAAAUUAGCCAGAUGGUUUAAAACAAUCGGUGAUGGGGAGAUAUCUUUUCAAUAAAUGAUAAAUUUAUCUUUUUUCCUCUUUUCCAGGGGAAUCAAUUCCUGUUCCUCCUGAUCGUGGACUAAGCACUGGUACGCUGGUGGGCAUUGCUAUUGGUGUGAGUGUAUUUGUUCUUAUCGUGCUAGUGGUGUGUUGUUGUCUUUACCAUCGGCAGAAGAAGCAGAUAGAUGAGUAUAAGCAGCUUUAUUUCCUGAAGACAUCAUCAGACUACAAGGUAUAUCGCAAUUUAUAAUCAAUUGUCCUUUCUCUCGGUAUAAUUAUACUUCUUUGUUUAAAAGUGUGUAACUAUUUCUGUUGCUUUUCUUUCUCCUCCACCACCACCCUCUCCAGGGGCGGAUCCAGGAUUUUUUUUAGGAGGGGGUGCACUCGUCUCUUGCUCUACUUCAACACCAAUAAACCACAUAGUUUUUUUUUUUUGCAGAAUUCUAGUUGUAUUAGAAAACCGCAGGUCAUCUCGGGGGGGGGGGGGGGGGGUGGCCUGGGGGGGGGGGGGGGGGGGGGUGCGCACCCCCUGCACCCUCCCCCUAGAUCCGCCCCUGCUCUCCGGCGGAAAAACAAUAGAAGUGUGGUGGUGGUGGCAAAGGAAAACAAUAGACAUGUGAUGAUGGUGGUGGAGGCUAAACAGUAAAAAUGUGAUGAUGGUGGUGUUGGUGGUGGUGAUGGAGGUGGUGGUUAAGGGAAACAUUAUAACUAGGCGGUGGUUGUAGAGGUGGAUAGAAAACGAUGGAUGUAAUGGCGGUGGUGGUGGUAUUUAGCUUCACUAUUCACAAUUGAUAUCAUUACAAAUAAACUGUGUUGGAACGAAUGCGGCUGUAGGUUCAAUGUGGAGUCGAUGUAAGGACGAUGUAGGGCCGAUUUGGGGUCGAUGAGGGGCGAUAUAGGUUCCAUAAUGUGUAGGUGGCGGAGAAGAGAAAACAAUAGAAAUGUGGUGGUGGCGGUAGUGGUGGUGGUGGUGGUGAUGGGAAAGUAAUGGAAAUGCGGAGAAGCAAGAAGGGAAUGAAAGAAAGAAGUAGAAAAAAGAGCAGGAUUUCCUUCUUUGUUGUUAAAUAUGCACAAUUUGCGCGCCAAGAAUCAGUGAACAGGAACUGGAACAAUUUGUUGGACAAUGAAAGCGGCAGGAAAAAGUACUUGAAUGUAUAAUUUAAAUUACUUUACAACUGAAUGACUUUAAAUUACUAGCGAGUUAGAGCUUAUUACUUCGACAACCUGAAUCAACCAAUGAAUACUUUUCUCGCAGUUUCAGCCAACCAAUUAAAAAGCAAGUCCUUCAUCGACUUAGAAAUAACUAUAAAACCUGUCCAACGGAUUAAACUACUUAAAUAUAGCACAUGAUCUUAUCUUAAUGAGAAUCUGCCACAUUUUGUUCAUGGGAGAAAGACAAAAGGCAAUGACGUCAUCGGCGUUAAUGUUUCCACCAUAAACUGAUGAGACUCUCCCCCAAAAAGGUUAAUUUUGGUGCCUACUAUGCUCCUUACUUACCUACCUAUCCACCUACCUAACAAGCUACCUAACCACCUACCUACCUAGCUUCCUAACUAUCUCUUUACCUACCAACCUAACUACCUGAUUUGACAAGUAUUUUUCCAGUAAAACGUGCUCCAGGAGAUUAAAAAACAGACAGCUCAGACUUAUACAAAAACAAUGUGCCUUGUUUUAGAUUGACCCAGAUCGCAGCCUGCUGGAACAGUGCAAUGACUUACCUUAUGACCCAGACUGGGAAUUUCCUGAAGAAAGACUCAUCCUUGGAAAUGUGCUUGGUGCAGGAGCUUUUGGACAAGUUGUUGAAGCAGAGGCCAUUGGUAUCUUGGCGCUAAAUCCGCGAGACAAGAGCGCAGAAUCUUUUAAGCGACGCUCAAAGAUCCGUCGGUCUUCAAUGGCAAAGGACCUGAAAAAGGGAGGUGGUGGCUCGGGAUGGAAGAAUGUUAAAGUCCCUGUUGCAGUUAAAACCUUGAAAGGUUUGCAGUUGAAUUGAAGAAAAAUAAUUUUAACCUUUUUAAUGUUUACACAACAUUGUUUGUAAUACGUUUUGUUUCUUGUUGUAGAGGAUGCCACACAGACAGAGUACAAAGAUUUGGCUUCAGAACUCAAGAUACUCAUUCAUCUUGGACAGCACAAGAACAUUAUCAAUCUUCUCGGAGCCUGUACAAAGGGAAAACGCCUAAUGGUGAUCAUGGAGUUUGCUCCACAUGGCAACUUGCUUAACUUUCUUAGAGCGAGAAGGGAUACAUAUGAAGCGAGUUGGACCAAGACCAUGAACGAGCCAGAGAAGGAGUUCACUUUAGUAGAUUUAGUGAUGAUAGGUUUCCAGGUUGGUCGUGGAAUGUCAUUCUUGGCGUCCAAAAAGGUAAGAGUAGUAAGGUUGUACAUAGUUGGGAUUUUUUCCUAACAGCGCCAGCUGUUCUUUUCUUGACUCCUAUCAUUGUUACUCCUUUUUUUCGACUGGUUUGUUUUCAAUGGUCUUUUUUAUGAAAAAGCUUGAUUCCCUUUUUGGUCUUCGGCCAGUCACGAGUUCGUUCUGUUGCCCCAACGUAACGGCAAAUUUACACGGUAUGAUAUACCUGAUUCAAUAAAGGGUGGUUUGGAAAUUGGGCAGCUGCGUGAUCAGAUAAAAACAAAACAAUUUUAAUGGAUAAAAAAUUACGUCACACUUCUAAUUUAGGUGUAGAAAUCAUGAAAAGAAACCGACAAGUAAAGCGGAAACUUGGUCACGUGGUACAAAGUCGCGUUUGCCGUUUGACAUAAACGUGAUGCUUAACCCCUCUAUUGCAGUGAGUUCCGUAUUCCCAAUUCUCAGUGUCCCAUUGCCAAAGCAGCCUUUGUUGCUAGAGAUUAAGUAAAUAUCGGGCUGAUCUUUCUGUCGAUAGCAAAAGGCCACGAUAAACAUUUCCGUCAAGUCAGGCUGAUUUGUAAAAUCUGUCUCAGCGCAAAAAUCAUUCUGCUCGAAACUCCAUGUGUGCAACCUGUCACACCUGAACACAACGCGUAAAUGAGACAAGCUACCUAAGAUAUCCAAAUUUUUCCAUUCAAAGCACUAUAGCUGGAACGUCUUACAGAGGGCCACCUCUCGAAAGCGACUUCUACCAGUUUCGAGGAUUAUGGUUUAAAGUUUUUAAUUGUUUUUAACCUCCAAGUAACGGCGUUGUACAGUCGUGUUCUGAGACUCCGCCCAAUCUUACUAAGACAGCGAGUUUUGUUCUUUCGUUACGGAGUCUUAUUUCUAACCCCCGUCGAUAGCUUAAUGUUAAUACGCACUAUUUCAACAGACAAAAUAUGGCAUUUCACGUAUUGUGGGUUGUACUUUUCUCUUCAGUGCGUUCAUCGUGACCUGGCUGCAAGAAACAUUUUAGUGGGGGAUGAUUAUGUUAUGAAGAUAGCUGACUUUGGCCUGGCAAGAGACAUUUAUAAAGAUGAUCAGUAUGUCAAGAAUACGCAAGGGUUGCUUCCCGUAAAGUGGAUGGCUCCCGAGUCGCUGUUUGACAGAGUUUACACUGAGAAAACAGACGUGUAAGUACACAAGGUUUCCUUAAUCUCUUCACACACAUUAACCCUUUGACGGCCGCUUUGGUCAUUGGGAUCUUUAGAGAAAGGUGCACAUGUACCUGAUCCCGGCUUCCACAGGUACAAUUUAUUUUGAAAUUUUUACCAAUCUUGAUAGAGUUACACAAACCCCAACAACGUUUUAGUGAAAAAUCCACCUCCAAUUUUGCCAUUCACCUACUACUUUUUGCAGAUUAAAUUUGUCCCUUUCCUGGAAAGUUAGCGAGAAAAAAUUCCACGCGAACGAAAGGCGCUAAGGGGGUGGGCAACAAAACUGGCUAUAAAAAGGAAAGGCAAAGAAAAAAGCGACCAAACAAAAGAAAAGAAAAACAAAGAAAAGAUCCGUAACCAAGUCGAAAUUUUGUCUUAUGUGCAUGCUCAAGAAAAGUUUUAAUUAAAAACUUGCCUAUAUCCAAUGCCACAAUUAAGAAAGUGACCAGAAAAAGGUUUAUAAUAGCCGUGGAAUGAUUUUUUGGAAACAGACCAAAAUUGAAUAAAAUAUACUUCUUUUUCUUUAGCGUGCAGUAACUUGAAUUCCCUAAAUUCCUGUCACAGGGUAGGACGUAAUGACUUCUAAUAUUUAUCUUAUUUUGACAGAACUCUUCAGAGAUGUCUACCGAUCCAGCUUGAUAUAAAAUGAAUCUCCUCAGAUUAUCCCCCCAAAAAUCACAUUUUGGCAAUUUUAAAAAAAAUGUUUACCAAAGCCUUUGUCUCGUACAUAACUAUUUUUGGCUGAAAAGACAUUUAUUGAUCAUGAUCAUGGUUAUUCUUAUCAAAAGGUGGUCAUUUGGAAUCCUCCUAUGGGAAACGUUUACCCUUGGGGGUACCCCUUACCCUGGCCUCCCCACAGAGCAGCUUCUGGACUAUUUGAGUGAUGGCAAGAGAAUGGACAUGCCAACCAAGUGCCCUCUGGAAGUUUACACCAUCAUGNAAAGUCUUUGUCUCGUACAUAACUAUUUUUGGCUGAAAAGACAUUUAUUGAUCAUAAUCAUGGUUAUUCUUAUCAAAAGGUGGUCAUUUGGAAUCCUCUUAUGGGAAACGUUUACCCUUGGGGGUACCCCUUACCCUGGCCUCCCCACAGAGCAGCUUCUGGACUAUUUGAGUGAUGGCAAGAGAAUGGACAUGCCAACCAAGUGCCCUCUGGAAGUUUACACCAUCAUGAGAGAUUGCUGGAUUCAUGAACCCGAACAAAGACCCCAUUUUAUAACCUUGACAGAGAGAAUUGCCAAAAUAUUGGAGAAGCAUACGACAACGGUAUUGAAUUAUUGAUACGCUGUUAGACCGAUCUAGAUAGCCGGUUGGCUUGCCAACUGACGGAAUGGCUUACUCACCUGAUCACCUGACUACCUAACUGACUGAGGGCUGACAGACCGACCAACUUACUUACUGACUUUUAAUGACUGUCUGGCUGAAUUCAUAGGUUGACUGACCAACUAUUGACUUACCGACUGGGUGUCUCACUACAUGGCAAAAUCAGUAUUCGAUUAUGUGCAAAGCAAAAACCUUCCCUUGGCCCUUCCCACGUUAUUAUGAUAGUGUUGUGAAUUGAGAUCUUGAAACAGCAUCUUUCAACUGCACUAUCAGCUGUUUAUACGACAGCAACAAAAGCACUUUUUCUUUGUCACCGUCCAUCCGCCUGACCUCUUGCAACGACUGAUGGACUUUGCGCCGGGAAAAGGAAGUUCCUCUGCUGAAGUUUUAUUUAUCUGUUUCACAGGAUAACCCCUAUUUAGCACUGCAAAUGGACGAGGAGGUUCAACCUAGCACUGGUUACUAUCUUCAACCAGUUGAUAAUGCAGGCGUUCGCGAAUUCAAACGAUACGUGAAAUCACCAGUGCAGUCCCCCACAAGUGACACAGAACCCCCACAGUUUGGAGACUUGGAAGGAGGUCAAUACAGGUGUGUUUUCUAUGAUAUUUUUAAUUCUCGUACAUGUAGCUAACUACACAGUUCUGAUAUCUCGCGAGAUCAUAAUCUCUUUUUAAUGGAUACUUCUGGUAGUCUUUUACUUAAUUUGAUUACAAUGUACCAGAAUUCAGUUUGUUAUAGCUUUCUAAUUGAAAGAAAAAAAAUAGUAUGGUGAAACUUGUUUUACAUUACUCAAGCUAGUCUGUGUAUCAUCAAAACUGAAGAGUAGCGAAAUGACUUUUCUGAAACAAAUGAUACCCUUUAUACAUAGUCUAAUCUCAUUAUUCUUUGUUGCUAUUUUCAGGUAUGAUUCCCCAUUGCCCACUUUGCCACCAGGCCUGCCCGCCUCGAGCGACGAUGAAAUUCCUACGGAACCGCUCCCUCAAAUCCCCCCUCCCUUCGAAACCGACGUCAUGGAUGAAAGGAGGUUUCUUGAAAGGGAAAACAGCGCAGGAUGGGAGAGUGGUAUUGACAUGGACCCAACGGAUGAUGGUUAUGUUGAUGAUAUUCAAGCUGCUACCCCAUUUCUGCCCCGUAAGGGUUAUACACUGGUCGGCAUAGACAUGGAGAAGGUUUCUGAACCAAAUAUGUUGUCUAAAGGCAACAGACAAAAGGCCGAGACAUCAGUUUGAGUUUUGGAAGUCCGAUAGUCCCAAUGUUGCCGGCGAAGCUUUCACUGCCAAGGUGCUCAAAUAUGCAAGGACGGCUGUGGGGAACGACGCUACAUUCUUCAUUCGGUCAGGAUAAACGAAAUUACUUUUAAAAGUGGUAACCAAUAAAUCAGUAAAAGAGUGUGCAUUGACCGACACAAAACGCAACGAUAGUUGGCUUGAUUAUUAGGGACAUAGUUCUCUAUAUUUCGCGGAGAAAUAAUAAUAAUAAUAUUUAAUAUUUAUAUAGCGCAAAUUAACAUACAGGAGGAUAUGAUCAAAUGCGCUUUACAUAUUAAAAUGGAAUCCAAAAUUACUAUGUGACCUAUUGACAAUUUUGAAUUUACAAUAAAAUGCGAAGAUGUAUACUAUAUGAAAGACUAAAAAGAAAUUAAAGGCCUCUCUAAAAUAGUGAGUUUUUUUUUGACUUAAAGGCGUUAAAAUUUUGCUGUGACUGUAAUGAUUGCGGAAGACUAUUCCAAAUCUUCUGGGUAACAUCGAUACCGUGUAGCUCAUUGCGAAUAUUAAGGAUCUUACGAUGGAAUAGCGGGCAAUGUCAUUUGCCAGAGCCACAUUAUCAUGACAAUUGGGGAAACAGAUUUCAUCCUUUGGCAUAAGGAGUGCCUUUGUUGCCCUGAAGAGUUUUUGCUGAUCACCACCUUGUUCCUUUACAAAGCCCGCGNGUCGGCAUAGACAUGGAGAAGGUUUCUGAACCAAAUAUGUUGUCUAAAGGCAACAGACAAAAGGCCGAGACAUCAGUUUGAGUUUUGGAAGUCCGAUAGUCCCAAUGUUGCCGGCGAAGCUUUCACUGCCAAGGUGCUCAAAUAUGCAAGGACGACUGUGGGGAACGACGCUACAUUCUUCAUUCGGUCAGGAUAAACGAAAUUACUUUUAAAAGUGGUAACCAAUAAAUCAGUAAAAGAGUGUGCAUUGACCGACACAAAACGCAACGAUAGUUGGCUUGAUUAUUAGGGACAUAGUUCUCUAUAUUUCGCGGAGAAAUAAUAAUAAUAAUAAUAAUAUUUAAUAUUUAUAUAGCGCAAAUUAACAUACAGGAG